AUGUCUGAUUCGGGGUCUCAGGCUAAGAAGCCCAAGCCAGGGUUCACCAAUCCUGCUUUCAAGGCGAUGGGUAUACCGCCUUUGAAGUUGCCAUCGCGGAAUUGGAUGAUCUUUUGGUCAGUGCUCACUGUGUCAGUCUCUGGUAUAGUAUACGAUAAACACAGGCAAAAGCAGAUUAGAAACCAUUACAAGGAUAUCGUAGAACCUUUGGCGUCUGGGAAUUUGGAAGUUAACACGAAACCAAGAAAGAUUACUGUCUUUAUCGCACCUCCACCUAGCGAUUACUUGGAUACAUCUCUAAAAGUAUGGAAGCGAUACGUCAAGCCUAUAUUAUACUAUGCUGGCUUAGACUACGAAGUGAUUGAAGAAGAGAAGCAGGGUGUAAUAAGAACAGAAGUUGCCAAUAGGAUAAGAGAAGUGAGAAAACAGUUACGAGAGCUCGCUUCGGGGAAGCAAGAUGGGGAAAAUGCACAACGUCUUGCAUCGCAGGACCAGGAUGAGUUUGAUCCAGAGUUAGCAAAGAAAUACAAAAGCGAGUUUGAUUUUAGAGACGCAAUUGGCAUUUUUUACAAGACUUCUAAACCACAAAUAAUCUAUGAGGACUCUCAGAACCCUGAUCCAUCGCUAGCUGGAGGCAUCAUUUGCCUAGGGAGAGGUGCAUAUAAAGAGUAUAUUACCGGGUUGCAUGAGGGUUUGUUAGGACCAUUGGAUCCACCGGCGUCUGUUGAACCAAAGGUUGAAGAAACACAGGUUGAAGAACCAAAAGUCGAAAAUAUGCAAGGCACAGAUCUAAAGGUCGAGAAUGCGCAAGGUGAAGAUCUAAAGGAGAAUGUGCAAGAUGAGAAGGAGGGCGAAAAAGACGAUAAGGAGGAAGAGACUAAGGACGAAAAGGUACUGAAGCCAUUCAUAACGUCCGACAAUUACUCGGAGGCUGAUAUCCCCCAGGAACUUCAAUUCCAGCGUGGCUUGUUUAUCAAGGACCCUUCGACUGGCAUCCCAAUACUGCCUCAUCAAGCGAUUCUUAUGAUACCGAUUCCGAAUUUGAUUGGUUUUCUCAAUAUUCCUGAGAGAAUAUACAGAUUUUACCAAAAAAGAUUCUAUGCCGAAGCAGUGUGUUCAGCAGUAACAGAUGUGGUUGAACAAAAGAACAUCAGGCCCUACCAUUCUCCCCAAGAUUUAGCUCUUGGCGCCGAGGAAGAAGAUUGGCCCAAAAGCUGGGUUAAAGAAGGCUUGAAGAGGAAAAGCGAGUGGACAGCGGAAUUGAAAGAUGAUCCAAGAGUAACUGAAUUAUUAACGGUCUACAAUAAGGGCAAAGAAGAGCCUGAAAAGUAG
Messenger RNA from Torulaspora delbrueckii, 1332 nucleotides. It is a transcript of the gene TIM54, whose product is annotated as Tim22-complex subunit TIM54. The coding region runs from base 1 to 1332 and encodes 443 amino acids. Gene Ontology annotation, cellular component: membrane; cytoplasm; intracellular membrane-bounded organelle. NCBI's taxonomy places the organism in Eukaryota, Fungi, Ascomycota, Saccharomycetes, Saccharomycetales, Saccharomycetaceae. The transcript has a single exon. The record is from RefSeq and is a predicted model, not a curated record. Gene Ontology annotation, biological process: sphingosine biosynthetic process.